Messenger RNA from Bursaphelenchus xylophilus (pine wood nematode), 20240 nucleotides. Lineage: Eukaryota; Metazoa; Nematoda; Chromadorea; Rhabditida; Aphelenchoididae. The record is from the annotation of a GenBank genome assembly.
AUGACGAUCAAACCCCUUUACGCACCCAGAUCCCAUCGCAAACACAAGUGGAUUCAUUGUUCGUAUUUUGUUGGGAACAAGAAAAUUACGUGAAUCCUUGUAAUAAGAGGGUAUUACCAACACAGUUCAAGGAGUUUCGUGAUGAAAUCGGUAGAAAAGGAGAUGAAAGCUUAUGCCCUACACAUUAAUUCGAAAACAAAAGAAGUGUCGGAAAUUAUAUGAAAAUCAGCAAAAAAAGUCGCAGUUCCAGCCGUCAGAUCACCUAAAACAACAUAAAUUUUCUAAUUUUUCAGAAGUUCUGGAAAUCCCAUUUACAUCGCGUUGGAGCACUCGUUGGGAACAGUCAAUAACGGCCAUGUUUUUGGCGAUGUCGACGUUCUAUUUCGAGUUCACGCCUCUGUGGAACGUAAGGAAGAUUUGUUUUUGUUUUGCACCGUGCAAAAUUUAUUUCUAUCGAAUUACUUGUUCAAAACACGAAAUUUUGUUUGUGGCAGAGUAAUACCAGUAAAACUGAGGUUUUAAAAUACGGGAGUAAUUUUCUAGUUCUUGAAAAGUGCGACAAUUUUGCUAAAUUUUACAUUUUGAAAACUGCACUGUGCAGUUUUUCAAAAUUUAUUUUUGCACAGGGUAAAAAUUUAAUUGCGCAAUGGAUCGUAGGCUAUCAUAUGGCUCUAAGAAACGUUUUUUCUCUGUUUUUAUUCUGAAAUCGUCGGACAGUGUAAAAACAAGUAAUUUUUCGAACCGCACAGUGCAAUUUUUCAAAUUCUUAUUUCGCACUGUGCAAUAAAAAAAUCUUUGUGGAAUAAGCUGAAAACGAGACAAGGUGGUCCAGCAAUUACUUUUCCUGUGCGUAGUUACCUCCACAAUACUGCAAGGUCCACAAAAAGAGUAAUUUUUAAACCGCACAGUGCGAUUUCGGAAAUUUUGAUUUUUGCACCGUGCAAUAAAAAACGUGUGGAAUAAGAUGAAGGCGACACAUGGUUGCUCUGGAAUCACUUUUUCUAUGCUUAGUGACCUCCAAUUUGCUGCACAGUGCAAAAAAAAAGUUUUUUUUCGAACCGCACAGUGCGAUUUUUAAAAUUUUUAUUUUGCACAGUGCAUAAUAAAGGAUUAAAAAAAUCACUGAUUGCGAGAUUCCUGAUAAAAUUAUAUUCUAAAAUUCCUAUUUUUCAUUUUCAGACAAAGCCUUCUACGGCCUAAACGUCACCAAUUCCAUUAUUUCCAAUAACACGGCUAACGGGAUUUCCGCCCGCGAUAUAACGGACAGACUCGCUUUAACGAACGUCACAGCUGAUGGGAACCAAGGAUAUGCCGGGUUGUACGUUCACGGAGGCGCUGGCGACAUCUGGAUCAACGACACUUCGCUGAGUCACAAUUGGGGCGAUGGAAUGAACGUUACGUUUGCCGGCGGAUCCAUCAAUCUGAAUAGCUCCAGAGUGGUGGGGAAUCGGUGGAGAGGUAGGAGAAAAUGAUAAUAAUGAUAGAUUUUGAUGAAAAUUGGGGAAAGUGAAAGUAAAAUUUUUUAAGAAAAAUGCGAAAUUUUUAGAUCGCGCUUUGCAGAAACAUCCGAGAUUUUUUGGUGGAAAAAUGCCAUAAUUUUUUUGUCAUCUUUUUUUGAAAAAAAUGGUUUCUAUUUUUCAUUGUCUCUCGAAUUUUCAAAAAAAAAAAAAAAAUAUUUUUUUAAUUUUUUUUAAAAAUAAUCACUCAAAUUUUCAGGAGUUUCCGUCCAUUACAACACCUCCCUUCCAUAUUUUUCGCUGCACAACGAAGUCGUGAUCAAAGGCAGGCCGGCGAACAAUUUAUUCUACCCCAAAAUGCUGAUUGCUCAAAAUUUGUGGGGUGGAGUUUUGAUUGGGAAUUACUGUAGGGAUGCGGACGAAGCGGCCGAAUACGACAUUCGGCCGAGAGUUCAGAUCAAUUGGGUCCAUUUUGAUGAGAAUUUUUACCAUCCUCAUAUGGAUAUUUUUGCGUGUCAGGAGAAUCGAGUGGCUCAGGGAAUCGUGGACAUUACUGGUAAGAAAAAAAUUUAUUUCUUUUUAUAUCAGAAAAAUUGAAAAAAUGUUAAUAAUGGGGCACAAAUUUGCAAAAUUUGAACGAACCAAAAAAAUUUUUUUUUCAAAAAUUUUUGCCUUGGUCCCCCCUGUUGAUUUUUUUGGAAUUUUUCAAGGAAAAAAUUUUGCAAAAAAACCAAAUUUAUGGGUUAUAUUACAUUACAGUAUGCCAAAAAGAGUUAUUUUUUGAUUUUGCCACAUUUGGCGGGUUAUUUCCCAAAAGUGACACUUUAUACGAUGAAACAUGUUUAUCGACAAAAAGUGUAUUUUUGGCCUAAAACAGUCAAUUUUUUCUGAGUAACUAAUGCAAUAUAUUCCAAACGUCCCAAAAAAAUUUUACCACCUUAUUUUAGUCGAUAAAAACCCCUUUUAUCACCUAAUUUUAGGCAACUCAAUAAUCGGCGGCUCCGGGAUGGGGUUUCGAAUGGAGCCGGCGGUCAACACUCAUCUCAUAAUCAACUCCAAUCGCUUUCAUAACAUUCAAAAUGCCGCGAUGGUGGUGCGGAAUGCCAAGCACCCGCAAUUGAAACAUCUUCCGGCCAAGGUUGAGAUCUACAAAAAUGACAUCAAAAUGAAUGUCGGGCAGUUUAUUGUGGCGAUCGGGAUGAACGAGGACGCCCCAAAACAGUCGUUGAUCUUUUCACAGCAAAAUGAAGUGAGGGCGAACACGGUGAUCAAUCCAUUCCCGUUUUUGAGGCCAAGAAGUACGCCGUAUGCGGCAGUGGUGGUCUCUAGCAGGUAAGUGAAAAAAAAUAUUUUAAUUUUUAUUUUAUAAUUCUUCAAAAAAUCCCAAAAAAACAUAAAUUUUCAGUCAACUAGAUCAUUAAACAUUUUCAUAAAGUGCAUGGACAUUUUUCGCAGCCCGCACCGUGCACAAAAAUCCCCGAUUUUUUUGCACCGUGCAUUUCAUUUUUUUUGCUUUUCGCACUGUGCAUUUGGAAUGUCGCUGCGACAACAGCAAGUUUCAACUUUGUCGCUGCGGCGGCGCCAUAAAUUUGCACAGUGCAAAAGGCUUUUUUUGACGUUUGCACUGUGCGAAAAGGGAAAAAUGAGGUUUGCACUGUGCAUUGGCGACAAGCGUGGGAAAAAGUUCAAAAUGCACUGUGCGAAAGCCAAAGAAAAAAGUGAAAUGCACAGUGCGGAAUGGGGGUCUUUGUGGUCUGCACGGUGCCAUAAAAAAAUGCACUGUGCGUUAGCGACAAGCCUGGGAAAAAGUUCAAAAUGCAUUGUGAGAAAGAGAAAAAAUGUCCAUGCACUUUAUGAAAAUACUAAUAUUCAAAAUUUUUUGGAUAAAAAUUGAAAUUUUAGAAAUUUCGAAAAAAAACUUUUUUAAUGGUAAAGGGGGGACCAAGGCAACAAAUUUUUUGAGGUACAAAGUUUGAUUCUCAGAUUUUGAUGAAACUUGGUGAAAAUUUAGACUAUACUUCUAUAAUGAGUAUCCAAAAUUUUUAGCUCAUGCUUUGCAAAAAUCAUCGACAUUUUUAGGUCGAAAGUUUAUAAAAUUUAGAUUUUUUUCUGCUGAAAAUUUCAGGCUUUUCCGGGCAAAACUGUAAACCACGUAUUUUAAAAACAAUUCUAUUUCCUUUUCAGCAAUGUGAAAAUCAACUACAACUGUUUCGGAAACCCGAAAGCCGACUUUGAAUUGGGCGUGGAAUUGAUGGAGCACGCCAAGAGAAUCGAUGCCAAAAAUAACAAUUGGGGCGAUGCGGACGCCAGAAACUUCCUUCACAGGAUUUUUGAUCAGGUAAGAAAAUCGCGAAAAUCCAAAAAAAAAAUUUUUUUGCUUAAAGGUUACGGUAGUUAUAAAAAAAUUUAUAGUACUCCAUGGUGACUUUUGAUUUUUUGAAAAAUCUUGCAUACACACCCUAAACAGAGGGGAGAUCAAUCUCUGAAACUUUCAGCUCACGCUUUUCUGGGAGACCCGAGAUAUUAAAAAAUUUCCGAGAGAGCACGUAAAAAGAGGAGAGUGGCUAGACAAAAUUUAUUUUUCGCUAAUAAUUUUUCGAAUUUUCGUAGGAAAAGGUUGAUUUUUUGCAGAAAUGUUAGCCACCCCAUUAUUAAUCAGGCUUAAAAUUUAAUCUACAACAAUCUUCACCAAAAUCUGAGAUUUUUUACAUUAUCCAUGACCAAUUUCUCAUCCCCAAAUUUGAUCACUCAAUUCAAGAAAUCCAUUCCAAAUCUCAUGUCCCUUUUCCAGUUCAACCGUUACUCUCUGGCUGCCGUCGAUUUGAAUCCCUACGCCGCCGUUUGCAAUCAACGUUCCCCGAAUCCCACCUUUCUCCAGCAAACUUAUCGCCAUUUCCGUCGCGCGCAUCAACCCUUCGUGAUUGGCGGCACAAUCUUCGAGAACAGCGACCUCCAACCGGGCAAAUACACCGUCACCGACGAUCUGCACAUCAGUCCGGGCGCAAAAUUGACGAUUUCGCAUGGGACGGAGCUGGAAUUUUUGGAUGGCGUGGGGAUGUUGGUGCAAGGAGAGCUGAUUCGCAACGAUUAUUCCAAUCCAUUCCAGCCGAUAAAGUUCACUUCCAAGCCGUUUCAGCUUCCGCACGUGGAAAAUAUUCGGUGAGUUUGGAAAUUGCGUCGCGCUGACGAGUUUUUUGGAAUUUUUGGGGACAAAAUCUUCUUUAUUCCUUUUUUGGCCGAUUUCGAGGUUUUUUGUAGAGAAUUGGAUAAAAAGUUGUAGAAAUAAACAAUCACAACCUUAAGUGCGUCGUAUUUUACAGUUUUCCGAGGUAUUUUUAUCCAUUUUGGGCUUUUUCCGACCUUUUUUUCAACUGGAGGGUAAGACAAUAUUAUUCUUGCUGAAUCUCAGCAAAUCUCUAAUAAUUUCUAUGUCGCUGGCCAUUUCUAGACGUGUAAUGACGUAGACUUACUCUAUCUCCCUCAUUUUUCAGUUUGGUUGACGAUUGGGGCAAUGAGGACGUCUUUUCUGGCCGACUCGAGAUCAAGAUUGAAGGUCAAUGGGGAACUGUUUGCAAUCGGUCUUGGACAGCUUCACAUGCUCAGUUAGCUUGCAACCAGCUUGGACUAACUAUGGAUCCACAAUACUUUGAGAAUUGGCGGAUCUUCGUCGACAAAGGGGACUUGCCAAUGUUGGUGGAUAACAUCAGAUGCGAAGAGCGAGAAUGGGAUCUUACGCAAUGUAGAAGGGAUGGAACUCUUCAUAAUGUCCAGGUAAGAGAAUUUGCUUGUCUUUUUUUUAGUUUAGGAUCAUCGGAGUACCUAAGGCAAAUUCAUUUAUGCCCUAUAUUGAACUAGGUGUUCAUGAAUAAUAAAAUCUCUCUUUUUGUCCGUUUAACAGCUAAAUUGCGCAAUUUUAGGCGUCCUGCCGACCAACUGAGGUUGUUGGCUUGCGCUGCGCUCAACCUCAUUGGGCUGGAGUCCGAUAUUCCCUCCUGGCAAACCCUCCAUCAAUCACUGGUCAAACCACAAUGAACAACUGGAUAAUCGAAAGAGCCGGACUGUUUGACUUUCGAACUUCCACAUUCUCUCCUGCCCUUCAAAUUGAUUGGAAUUACCACACUUUCCAUGGGCUGGUUAUUCGGUGAGAGGGUUUUUUUAUAUUACACUUGAUACUUUUCUUUGAUUUUUUAUUUUGUUCGUAAUUUUUCAGCGACAACUUUGAUGAAGGGCUAGAUAUUGUCUACAAUGAUCUUACAAAAAAGCCAGCUAUUCGACACUCGAGAUUUGAGAGGAACAGAAGAGAUGGGAUUCGCUUGAGAUCGGUUGGACUGACCAUCGAAGAAGUCACGAUAAAAGAUAAUCAAAACGCCGGAGUGCGGUAUAAUCCGUCAAUCAGCGAGUCACUCCAACGAGACAUUGUCUCAUGGCUGGAUAGAAAAGAGCAGCCGGAACUGGAAGCGAAUAAUGUUCAUGUUUUCCCGAACAGAAGUUUGAACAAGCUUCAGGUAAGAUUUUUGAUUAGUCUUGUUGGUUUUUAGGUAUGAAGUUAUGAAAAUGAGGAACUGGAAUAUAGCUAGGAUCAUGGAGUUUGAGAUUUUUUAUUUUGCAAGUGGCUGGAACAGUUUUUUUUGGCGGAAAUUUCGAGGUUUUGGCUUCAGAGGUCAUGUGUAAUAUCGUAAUGCUAUGAACUAUAGGUUUUAGUGCAAUUUACACCUUGAAUUACUAAUUUUGAGUAAAACUAGGGAUUUUUCAACUGGGUUUGAGUAAUUUUGUAGUCAUUGUGGGCAUAAUUACAUUGAUUAUGACCACUUGGGUCUAGUGCAAUAUAAUUGGAAUUUAUAGUGCAAAAUCGACGGGAUUUUUUUUCUAAUUAUAUUUUAUGGCAGAUUACAUCAUAUUAUGAAGAUGGUUAUUAGUUUUUAUUGAUUUAAGUUUUGAUUUUAGCAAUUUUUUUAUCUUGAAUGUCAAGUGUAAUGUCAAAAUUUCAAAUUUUCGAACGUUUAUUCUCAUCUUUUCAGGUCCACGAAUCCCAGUUAAACCACCGUCGCUUUCUCGUCGCCAGAGCCACCCCCGACUGCCCGUUGGUCUCCGGCGAUCCAUGCUCAUUUGAAAUGCAGCUGGAAGCCCAAGGAUAUGAAUACGGAAUCACUUCAAAACUUGUAGUUCAGCUGGUCAACCGCCCCAACAACGAGUCCGAUGAAGAUGUCGUCCUAGUCGACCAUCAAGGACACAAAGUUUGGAGUGCUCGCAAAAAUCCGAUCGAUUUUCCGAUCCAAUCAGCUGGCCCAAGUUUAACUUUGAGGUACUCCCGAAGCUAUGGCGCCCCCAAAGUAAUAUUGUUGGUCCUGUUUUUGGACACUCAAGAAUAUCUGGACAAGUUUGUACACGUUUAUCAGAGUGUCAUCGACAAUAAUCAGUACGGGGUUUCCGCCAUCCACUACAGUAACCUCACUUUUGACGAUGGCACGGUGCUGAAUAGGUGGAGCGAAGAGAAAUUGUGGUUUCAGAAGGUAAAAUACGAGUUAUUUUGCUAAUUCUGGCAUUUUGCGGUUUCAAUUUUGGGGUCUUACGGAUUUUUUUGGAAUUUUUUAUCAGGUGUCUAGUGUAGUAUAAUUUGUUGUCAAAUUUUAAAUUUUUAACGGCUUUUUAAAAUACGACUGAUUUUGUUAAGUUUAUUGCGUUUUGCGAUUGGAAUUUUGGGGUUUACGGGAUUUUUUUUUUGGAAAUUUUUAUCAGGUGGUCUAGUGUAAUAUAAUUUGCUGUCGAAAAGUUUAAUUUUUUCGGGUUUUUGGGUUCAAAAAAUUAUAUACGGUCUUAUCUUUCUCAAUGUUCGAUAUUCAGGCAAAAUUGAAAAAUUUACGGUAUGCUUUUAAAUUCAGAUAUCAAAUGUCAAGUAUAAGGUAAUUUUAUGAUCAAAAUUUUGAAGUUUUGAUGAUUUUGGAGUUUCAGAAGGUAAAAUACGAGUAAUUUUGCUAAUUUUGGCAUUUUGCGAGUUAAAUUUUGGGGUCUUACGGAUUUUUUUCGGAAAUUUUCAUCAGGUGUCUAGUGUAAUAUAAUUUGCUGUCGAAAAGUUUAAUUUUUUCGGGUUUUUGGGUUCACAAAAUUAAAUACGGUCUUAACUUUCUCCGUGUUCAAUAUUUAGUCAAAAAUGGGGAAUUUUCAAUACACUUUGAUAUUCAGGUGUCAGCUGUCAAGUAUAAGGUAAUUUUUUGGACAAAAGUUUGAAGUUUUUGUUAUUUUGGAGUUCCAGAAGGUAAAAUACGGGAUUUUUGGUCCGUUAAGUUAUUCUUUAUGAGUUUUAAUUUAAAAAAAUUUAAAUUCAAUUUGCAUAGUGCAAUAUAAAUUUUUGGAAUUUUCGAUGAUUUUCUUUGGUUUUAUGGUGUGAGAAGCUAAGUUAUGAGCCAAAAAUCGCUCUUAACGCUAUCUGAAAUAAUUCAUCACCCUUUUUUAGGUCAACUUUACCAACAAUAAAGAAGCCGUCGUCUGGAUUCACAGCCCUCAACACGGCGUCGUAGAAGGCACCCCACUCGCCGACAUCACUUGGCACAUUGACAACUGCUCCAUACAUCAUAAUGCGGGCCCAAUUAUUGAUACUCAUCGAGAUUUGUUCGCCAGCGCAAAUAUUUUCCAUUGGAAUUUUUGGUCGAAUACCUUUGAAAACAACACGGAUAGUGGAGUUAAUGUGGUUUUACCGGACACAUAUGACCUUUUGAGCCACAAGGAACACACUUUUUGGGUAAGUGGGACGGUUUGAAGAGGUUUUUGGAAAAAAUUUUAUAUUAAUUUAGGUAAAUUUUUGGUGAAAAGGUCUGAUUUUUUCAAUUUUUUUUGAUUGAAAUGGUAAAAUAUUGAUCAAGGAAGCUGUCAGAAGAAGGUUGUAGGGGUUGGAAGUGUUCUAACAACUUUUUUUUACAAAUUUUUGUUUUUUAUACCUAAAAUAAUAUAAUUUUGGAAAAAGUUUGUCAAAAAAUCAAAAUUUAUUUGGUCUUUUGAUGUCUAGAGUAAAAUAGAGGUCUAUAAAAGCUGUGGAAUCACUUUCAGAUGACAGAAAAUCGUUUCCAAGGCAACACCGGCUUCUAUAUUAACCUUGGCGGAUACCAUUGUUUUGCCAAUAUCUCCUCCAACAAUGUCACCGACAACUUUGCACGACCCGAUCUGGGCAUUAUGUCGCUGAAUGGAAUGGAAAAACGCCUCGUAAUGGAGCGGAAUCGCUUCUUUAAUAACUGGGGACACUGGAUGGUCAGAAUUGACACGGACAGCCAAUAUCUCCGCUCCCAGGAGGUCCCAAGCUACGUACAGUACAAUUACUUCCAAUUUAACAAGUUUGUACAAAGCCUCGACGACUAUGUGGACUCUUGGCCAAGAAGUUUUUGUGUUGGAGCAUUUGGAACACAAAAAGUGGACGUUCAUUAUAAUCGGCUGAAAAAUAAAUUGAUGGACUUUGAAAUUGUGGCUGGAGUUAGGGUAGGUUGAUUUUAGAGAGUGGGAAAUUGGUCUGAAGGGGGAUUGGGAGAAAAAUAGAGGGUUUUAAUGGAGUUUUGAUUAGGGUUUAGGGCUAAUUUUGAAAUUUUUUGAGCGAAAAAAUAGGUGAAAUCGCUGAUUUUGAUUAAAUUUUUUUUAUUUUUGGGAAAUUUAGAGUAUAAUUUUUUGUUUUUUUUGCCCAAAGAUGCCUCGGAAAAUUUUUAAUUUUUUAAAAAAAAUUUUUUUUUAAAAAUUUUUUUUUGUUUUUCCUUCAGUUUUUAGCCUCAACGACUUUUUGAUGAAAUUUGAGAGGAAUUUAGAGUGUAAUUUUUUGGUUUUUUUGGCUCAAAAAAUGCCUCGAGAUAUUUCAAAAAAAUUUUUUUUUGAAAUUUUUGAUUUUUUUUUCUAAUUUUUCAAAAAUUUUUCAGCCUCAGCGCCCCGCCAUCGACGUCAUGAACAUUACCUAUAACUGGUACGGAGUUGCAAACGAAGCCGGCGUCGCCCAACGCAUCUUCGACGUCGACGACUGGAACAUUUUCUCCGUCGGAAAUUACUCCCCAUUCUACAGCAGUGAAGAGCAGUUCCUAAAUUUUUGGUGGGAACCCCAAAAAGGCCAACUAAUCUACGCCGAUCCGGCAGAACCGAACGAACUGGAUUUGAAGGGACGAAUGUAUCAAUCCAAGAAUUUGUCGCUGAAUCCGGAACGAUGGUACAAAUUCCCAUAUGUUUAUAGACCGUUCAGACCGUAUCGAGUCACUCGGUGAGGAUUUUUAUUUUUUUUGAAAAAAAAAAAUUUUUUUUUUUGAGUUUUUGGAUGGUAAGGGGGGACCAAGGGGAAAAUUUUGUAAAAAUCGAAAUUUUCGAAUUUUCGAGAAACAGUGGUACUACUUUAGAAUAAUUUUUUGAGAUGUGGUUGAGUUGUUUGGGUCGAAAUUUUAACGAAGAUACCACCAAAAUUUUUUAGUUUUCCAUGUUUGGAAAAAUUUUUUUUGCUUUUUUGAGUAGUAAGGGGGGACCAAGGGAAAUUUUUUUUAAAUCGAAAUUUUCGAAGUUUCGAGAUCGUGUUGAAACUUUAGAAUAAUGUUUUCUAAGAUGUAUUUGAGUUCUUUGGGUCGAAAUUUUAACGAAAUUACCUCUAAAAUUUGUGAAUUUACCAUUUUUGGAAAAAAUUUUUCGAAUUUUUUUUUUGAAGUUUUACUUUUUAAAAAAAUGUUUUGGCCUUUAUCAUACUGCUUUUUAGACCAAUUAAAGUUUACUGUAAAAGUUUUUAAUUAGAUAUUAAGUUAUUUUUCCAGUGAUCUAACUAUCAUGCCCGGCGCAACCUUGACCAUCGAACGAAAUGUGGAAGUCCAUGUGUGGCCAAACGUUCGAAUUUUGGUCCUCGGAAAUUUAAUCGCCGAUGGAACACUCUGGCAGCCGAUCAGAUUCAAACCAAUCAACGCCACCGAAUGGGCGGAGGAACAAGGAACGAGACCCACAAGAUAUAGAAGACAUACAACUUUGCGACGCCAGAAACGGAGGAUUGAUCUGGAUCAGAGACAUGAAGCAUAUGUGAAACGGAGAAAGAGGGCGUAAGUGGGGGAUUGAAGGGAUAAAAAUAAAAAAAUUUUGUGGAAUUUUGGGAUUUUUUCGCAUUAUUUUUAGGUAUUUUUGGCCGGAAAAGGCCGUUUUUUAGUGGAAAAUUUGAUGAAUAAAGAAGUUUUAAGAGUCAAGGAGGCCUUUUGAAGGUAUUUAGAAGACGUUGACUGAAAAAAGACGACUGAUUUUUUCAUUGAAAUUUUUUCAAAAAAAUCCGAUUUUUUCACUAAAAAAAUCAAAAUUUUGACUUAUUUUGCCCUCGGGCAUGAUCUUAUAAAUUUUCUUUUUGGUUAUAAAAAUUUUUAUUAUUGAAAAUUACAGUACUCCGCAACGAUUUGACCCGGUUUACAAUCAGUUCCCGACCCUCAGAAGAGAAGAUCCAUUUCAUCAAGAUUUUCGAGUCUUGCUGUCUCAAAAUGGAAGUAUUCUUGGAAGAAGUGGCUUCCUGGAACUUUAUAACGCAACCACAGGCGAAAUUGUACCCUCUUGCGAUCAACAAUUUACAGCGAGAAAUGCUAUGGUAAAAAAGAUUUUUGAGGAAAAUUGACAAAAGUUUGUGGAGAUUUUAUAGGCUUUUUUGCCCUAUAAAUUAUCCAUAAAUUUUCGUAAUUUUUUGGUGAAAUUUUUUUUUGUUUUAGGUGGUUUGCCGUGAGCUUGGCUACCGAACCCAGAAUGCAUAUCAUUGGAUCACCCCAAGAUACGACUAUAAUCCCCAAAUCCGACUGGUCAAGACUUAUAUGGAGCCCAGGGAAUGCCGCGGAAAUGAGCGGCGCCUCGCCGAAUGUCCCUUGCGUUUAGCCGCAAACGACCAAAUUUGGAUGUGCAUGAAUACGAUUUUCCACAACUACAUUCAUUGUGGAGACGCCCAGAAGAUCAGUACGGAGUAUUUUGGGCAGUUUGGUGGAAUCACUUUUGCUCAUCAGGAGCUGGAUCUAAUUCAAGAAAAAGUUGAUGGUAAGGGAUAAAGACGAGAUUUUUAGAUCGAUUAGAGGUUUUGGAAAAUAGCAGGGAUGUUUGAAAAGUAUAUUGAGAGAGUAUUUUAUGGGGUUUGAGUCAAGAUUUUUGAUUUGGAGGGGUUUUGGUAUCAGAUGUCAUGGAUAAUAUAAAUUUGAUGGAAAGGUCUGAAUUUUUGAGUUGAAAUUGGGAAGUAGAAUUGGACUAUGGCAUUUUAAGGCAUAUGGGAUGUUUUUAUUUAAUUUUUAGACUUGAUUUACCUUGUUUUAGAUAAAAAAAAAAUUUUUUUGAACUACAUAUUUUUUAAUUAUUGUAAAUUUUGAUAAAUUUUUGCGUUGAAACACUCGAUUUAAUUGCUGAUUAUGGUGUUUCAGACUCCUCCGUCCUUCGGCACGUCGAAAUUGUGGGCGGCGGCCAAGCCCACAACGACUCGUAUCAAACGGCGGCCCUCCAAAUCGUCCGCCGAAACCCGAUCCUCGAAAAUGUAAACGUCACCAACUCCUCAAUGCAUGGCCUCCAAAUCAUCGCGCCCAGAGAGAAUGUCAUCCUCACCAGGCUGAAUAUUUCGGACAAUCCGGGUCAGGGCCUCAAUAUCUUGUCGAUGAACCUGCAAGCCGCCCAAAACGGCGGCCAGACCUCGAAAGGCCCUCUAAACUUGCCGUAUAAUGUCCCCGGCAUGCUUGAUGUGUGCUCAGGAGGAAAGGAGGUGAUGGUGGGGAACAGAAUAUUGGUAUAUUAUAAAUAUGACUCGAAGCCAGUGGAUUGUGUCAAAGUUUUCAAGUCCAAAACGGCGAAGAAUCUUGGAUUCAGGUUUUUGCAGGUGAGCUGGGGUUUUAAAAAUUUAAAAAAUCGGGUUUUUUGUUGAGAAAUAAAAAAAUUUAUUUUGAAAAAACAAUUUUUUGAUAAAAGCAUUUCUGAGAAAAAAUCAAAAAAAAAAAUUUUUUUGGUGAAAAAUUCAUUUUUUUCAAAAAAAAAAAUAUAUUCUUUCCAACAAAUAGUAAAAAUUUUUUCAACCUUUUUUUUAUUCUGGAAAUUUUUUUUUUGAUAAAAAGCAUUUCUGAGAAAAAAAAUCAAAAAAAAAAAAAAAUUUUUUUGAUAAAAAAUUCACUUUUUCAAAAAAAAAAAUAUUUUUUUUCAACAAAAAAAAUCAAUUUUUUCAACGUUCAGGUGAAUAUUUACUCGGCCAAUAACCCCCUUGGCCGACCGGACGCUCUUUCCCUUUACUCGGACGACACUUUUCGCCCAAUUUCCCUUCUUGUGAAAUACGACGGAACUUCGACCGGAAAUCCGGCCACAACCAUCGCAAAUUAUCCCCCGAUUUCCUCGAGAUCCACCGUCCUGGGCCUCCAUCUACGCGCCACCGCCGCGGAUGGAGAGUUUGGGUUUAUAGCGGAGGUCGCCGCACUCCCAUCGGCACCGGAUUCGAGACAGGUCGAUGAAAUUUCGCUGAGGAAUAGCCGGUUUCAUAACAAUGACCGAGGAGCUGUGCAGGUGAGAUUUUUUGAGGUUUUUGCGAGGUUUUUUGGUAUGAUUGGGGAAAAUAAAAGUGUGAUAGGAGUGAUACUGGAUCUAGAGGAUUAUUUGAUUGUGAUUCGAAAAAAAUUUUUACGGAUUUUUUUUUGAAAAAAAAUCACCUUGGUCCCCCCUGACUACUUUUUUUUGAAUUUCGAUUUUUUUUUAUUUUUUUUUUUUAUUUUAUUGGUAUUGUAAAGGAAAAUGAAACUGAAAUAUCGGAUAGACAGGGUUUUAUAUAUUGUUUUACGGUGAUUUCUAAAAAAAAAUUGACGUAUUUUUUCUUCGAAAAAAAUUGACCUUGGUCCCCCCUUACCAUUUUUUUUCAAAUCUUCAAAAAAAUUUUUUUUCAGUACCGAAAUGUCGGAGAAGUUGGUCCCAAUUUGAUCAUGGAACAGUGUCUAGCCCAAGGGAAUGGCUACUUCCUCUUUGGAAACGUCUCAACUUCAGCUCAAGCCGUGGAAUUACACCUACAUAACACAAUACUUCUCCUGUUCAGAGCGAAUGCACUCCACGAAAAUCAAGGUGGAUUGUUGGUGACGGCCGAAAGUAGCAGCGCUGUGGCUCGAUUAAACGCGGUGGUGAAGAAUUCCGCUUUCACAAUGAACAGGAAUUCAACUGCUUUGGCUUUUUUGGGUAAGGAAAUGGGGAUUUUUUAGAUUUUUUUUUGUUUUUUUUUGGUUUUUAUUUUUUGAAAGUGAGAAUAGAAGGGUAAAAUACGUGCGACCAAUGUUUUCAGUAGGAAUUAUGGUUUUUUUCAAAAAAAAUUUUUUUUUAUUUUUUGGUUUUUUUGCGGAAAAAUAUUGUGUAAAAUAUUGUUUGAUACUGAAAAAAGUGGUGUAGAUUAAGUUAAAUAAUAGUUUUGUGCUUUUUAACUGGAUAAUUUUGCCUCCUGGAUCUUUUUUAAAAGUUUUAUUUUUUUAGGUAUCAAAAAAAUUUUUUUUUUAUUUUUUGAUUUUACUAGAAAAAAUUUUGCUGUAUAAAUUAGUGAAGAUCUUUCUGGAAUAAAAUUAACAUAUCUUACAAUUUUUUUUUGAGCUGAAAAUUCAAAUUUUUUUUUUAAAAUUUUUUGAAAUUUUUUUCAGGCAACGAUUACCAACGAGUCACCCUCCUAAACAAUAUCAUCUCGAAGAACUACGCCCUCUACUUUGACACCUGUCUCGUCCAAGGAAUGAGCGUGAAUUUCACGAGGAAUGUGUUCAGCAAUAACACCGGCACGCACACUGUCGACACCCAAGGAUAUUCCCAAAUUUCAUCGGACGCCCAGUACUUUUACGAGAAUUUCUUCGAAAACAAUGUCGCAUUAGGCCAUGGAAAUCAGUAUGUGGAACGGUUUGGGUUCUUACCCGAGUUUGAAAAUGAGGAAUUCAAUCGGAGGCCGAAGAGACGGGCGAAACGACAGGUGAGAAUUUUUUUUGAAUUUUUUGAAAAUUUGAAAAAAAAUUUUUUUUUGGAUUUUUGAAAUUAAUUUGGCAAGACUUUUGAGGGCAAAUAAAAUAAUUUUUUCUCAUUUUUAGACCGAAAAUUUCCAAAAAAUUUUUGAAUUUUUACAAAAAAAAAACAAAAAAAAUCUGCAAAAAAGGCACGAAUAUUGAUUAAAAAUUGUUUUUUCUGACCGUCUCUUCUUGUUUUUCUGUACUAUUAUCGGGUUUUUUUAAUUUUCAAAAAAAAAAUUUUUUCCAAUUUUAUCAAAAUUUUGAUGUCAAAUUUAAUCAAAAAUCAAAUUUUCAGGUGAUAAAUCAACGCGGAGUAUCCUUCGACUGGUGGACCCAUGUUGGCCGAGAAACGGGCCGUUACAGAUCGACAAUUUUGUCCGGCUCCGCAGCCCAAAAAUUGGAGAGAAACGUGUUCAACAACCCCGGCAACCCCUACGAAUUGACGACCUCCGCCCAAACUCAGUUCGAUACGGGCGCUGUAGACGCGAUGAACAAUUAUUGGGGCUACCCCGGAACUCCUGGAGUCGCAGCAGGCAAAAUUAGAGACCAGGCCGACUAUCCGUACCUGGUGAAAGUCAAUUAUAUUCCGGUUUUGGAUUCAAACACCAGCUUGAUUGAAGGUAGGCAAGGAGAAUGUGAAUUUUGAUGAAAAAUUGAGGGUUUUACAAGGGAGAAGUGAUAGAAAGUUGUUUCAAAUGAAAAAUAGAUUGUAUGGAAGAGGGGAAAGGCAGUGUUUGGGAAAAAUUACGGCAAGAGGGGACCAAAAAUACUUUUUGGAGGUAAAUGUCAUGGGUAAUAUAAAUUUGAUGAGAAAUCGAGGAUUUUACAUGGGAAAAGUGAUAGAGAGUUGUUUCAAAUGAAAAAUAAAUUGUAAGGAAGAAAGGAAGACAGUCUUGGGAAAAAUUAUGGCAAGAGGGGACCAAAAAUACUUUUUCGGAGAUUAAUGCUACGGAUAAUAUAAAUUUGAUGAGAAAUCGAGGAUUUUACAUGGGAAAAGUGAUAGAGAGAAUGAACAAUACAUCAUAAGGAAAGAGGGAAAGGCUGUGUUUGGGAAAAAUUAUGGCAAGAGGGGACUAAAAAUACUUUUUGAAGAUAUAUGCCAUGGAUAAUAAAAAUUUGGUGAGAAAUCGAGAUUUUUACUUAUGAAAAGCGUUAGAAAGUUGUUUCAAAUAAAAAAUAAAUUGUAUGGAAGAGUGGAAAGGCAGUGUUUGGGAAAAAUUACGGCAAGAGGGGACCAAAAAUACUUUUUGGAGAUUGAUGUCAUGGGUAAUAUAAAUUUGAUGAGAAAGCGAGAUUUUUACUUAUGAAAAGCGUUAGAAAGUUGUUUCAAAUGAAAAAUAGAUUGUAUGGAAGAGGGGAAAUGCAGUGUUUAGGAGAAAAUACGGCAAGAGGGGACCAAAAAUACUUUUUGGAGAUUGAUGUCAUGGAUAAUAUGAAUUUGAUGAGAAAGCGAGAUUUUUACUUAUGAAAAGCGUUAGAAAGUUGUUUCAAAUGAAAAAUAGAUUGUAAGGAAAAAGGGAAGACAGUGUUUGGGAAAAAUUAUGGCAAGAGGGGACCAAAAAUACUUUUUGGGAAUGGAUGCCAUGGAUAAUAUAAAUUUGAUGAGAAAUUGAGAAUUUUGACUGUGACAGGGUUUGUAAUGGAGUAAAAUGUUGAAUGUGAUCCUGAAAAGAUGAUUUUGGAAAACAUGGGGGGCAAGAAAGGACCAAAAAAAUUUUCUGGAGAAAAAUGCCAUGAGUAAGAUAAUUUUGGGGGAAGAAAUAAAAAAAGAAGUGUUUUUGUGAAUAUGAGCGUUGGAAAAUGGUUGGAGGUGGAUAAAAAUUCUUUUUCAAGGUGUGGUAAUAGGGAGCAGGGAAAAAAAAUUUUAUUUUUGAUGUGUGUCCCAUGGAUAAUACAACUUUUCCAAAAAAAUGGAAAUUUUUGGUCGUUAUUUGGUUGUUAUUUGGUUUGUAUAUAAAGAUAAUGCCAUAUUAUUUCAGGAGAUUGCCCAGCAGGCUGGUUCCAAGUCGGAAACGACGAGUUCAAGUCCUGUUUUCUCUUUGUUGGCGCCUCAAUGACGUAUCAUGGAGCGGUCGGAUUCUGCGAAGAUUUGGACGCUUUCAUGCCAAUUUUGCGCGCCGACGAUACGCGACAGAAAGAUCUGGCAAGACGAGUCGAUUUCUUUGGCCAGCAUUACAUUACCGAAGCCGAGAAAUACAAUUCAAUGGGGGUGAGUUGAGCAGGUUUAAUGUAACUUUUUUUGUCCUUGGAGCGGUGGUAUUGAGGGGUAGGUUUUAUCAUAGAGGCUGUAGAGGAUUUAGAACUAGUUUGAAAAAUUUUACGGCCAUCUGAAAGCUAGAUUUUGAGCAAUGACUAUUUCGAUUUUAAUGUCAAGUGUAAUAUAAAUCUUUGUUUAAAAAUUUCUGAGAGUGUCUAAAAAUGAACGAAGAUGGCGUUAGAAGCAUUACAAACAAUUUAGGAGCCUUUUGGUUAUUAUUCUUGAUAAAAAUUUUGUCAAGUGUAAUAUAAAUUUUUGUCAAAAAAUUGUCGGAAAUGAUAGAAGGUAGUCCAGCAAGGAAUAAAAAGCCCUAAUAUGUCAUUUUCAGCACUCUUUUGACAUCCCCAUAUGGAUUUCGUCGGUGACUUUGCCCUCAAAUCAAUGCGGAUGGCUGUCGUCGAGAACCGGAAGUAUUGGAGAGCAAAAUUGCAACAAUUUGCUACCGUUUGUCUGCGAAAAAGGAACCCGACCAUACAAGGAACCGAUUUUAUGGAGAAGAGACUUGGUCUUUGUGGCAAUUGCACUUCUUUUGUUGGCUUUAUUGAUAUUAUUUUUGUUGAUUUGUGCAUGCCGAAGGGCCAAGAAGCGAGAAAAGCAAUUCAAAGCGCAGAAGCUGCAGUUUAGAGAGGGAUCGUUGAGGAAAAAGAGCCCGUAUAACCCAAGGGCAAUGAGAAAUGGAGGUGAGAACGUUUUUUGGGAGGUUUUUGGAAAAUUUGACGAAAUGUCACAUUUUUUGACAUUUCGUCUUUAGAUCGAAAAAGUGUCAAAAUCGAGGAAAUUUUGAAAAAAUAUGUAGGAGAUUUGAAAAUAUAGGUGUCUAAGGCUGUAAUAAUUGAGUUUGGUAAAGUUUUAUUGAGAUGUUAUAGGUGUUAUAGCCGAUUUUCGAUAUCAAUGUCAAGUAUAAUAUAAAUUUUCAGCUCCACCCAACUCCACCGACAUUUUUGACGCCAUGAACCCACAAGCCAAUGUCGCAAACGUCGCCAAACUCCAGGAAUCGAUGAGAAAGCACAAUUCGUUGACGAAGAAUAAGAAAAAUUUGGCAGCAACCACCGUUACUUCUUCCUCAUGCACCUCAUCCUCGGUGACAUAUGAGUCCACCGACUACUGCUCACGGACGAAUUGUGACCUCAGCACGGAGAAUACAUACUCAUCGCUGACGCAAUCUCCCCCACCGGCAUAUAAAACGGACACGAUGCGAUCAAAGGGGUUGGGGACAAGCAGAAGUAAAGGCGUUUCGUUGAGACCAGAUCCAUACGAUCUGAGCACGUUGAGAUCGGCGGGAAAGAAGGGAUGUCAAGGUAGGUUGGAAAGAAUGGAUAAUGGAUUUUUAAAAUUUGGGGGGGGGGGGUUAUGUUAUACUUGGGUCUAGUAUAAGGUAAAAAGUUGAUGAUUUUUUUUAUCAUUUGGGGUUAAUAGUGUGGUUUAAAUUGUCGUAAAGGGGUUGUUGAGUUAUGAGAAAAAAGAACAGCAAUUUUUAUGGCUAUUUUUUGGAGUAUUAUAUUGUACUUGAGUCUAGUGUAAGGUAGUCAAAGUAAUGGUCAAACUGGAGAAGUUUGCGAAUUAGGGAGACUGUUGUGUCGGUAUUUGUCGCAGGCUUUCAGUUGGAGCUGAAUUUUUAAGGGUAAUGAUUAUUGAAGGAUGAAUUUUAUAUUAUCCAUGGGUCUGGUACGAAAUAAUUUAAAAAUGAAGAAAUUUUAGGAAAGAAAAGGGUCUGGAAAUUAUCAGUGGACGUAAUAUGACAUUAUAGAGCUUUUAGGGUUGGGAACUUAAAUUUAUCAUUUUCAUUAUUGUCUAUGACACUAAUUUUUUCAGUCAAUAGCACCUUCGAUUCGGAAGCCAAUAGCACAUAUGUGACCUGUUCGAACUGCUCAAACUCAUCAAGAACUUACUCCUCAACAUAUUAUUGCUCAACAUGCACAGCCGACACGAAUUCGGUGGCGGACAGUGAGGCGACUUUAACCGAAGCACCCACCGUUUUGGACACUCUGGACGAAGAAGUGAGCAGCCGGUCGUCAAAUUCGACGGUCACUGCCGAGAAACCGCUCAUAAAACCCCCAAGAAACUUGAGUGGACGCUCUCAGGGAACUAUCCCAAUUGCGACACCUUCAAGCACAUUAAUGGCUAGCAGCAGGACCGAUUCGACCUUACAGUAGGUUUUGAAAGGGGUUUUUUGGAGGAAAGGCCUGUGAAUUUUAUGAAAAAGAUGGGUGAAAUUUGUUUUGAAAGCAGAAUGAGGUAUUGAGAUAAAAUUUUAGGAGGAAAUUUGCAGAUAAAAUCGAUUUUUUGGAUACUUUUUGAGGAAAAGUUGGAGAAAAUUUUCAAUUUUUUUUUAGAUUUUGUUGACUUUUUUUUGAUUUUUUUGAUGAAAGAUGAGUAAAUAUGGAUUUUUAUUGGUGUUCAAAUGCUCUGAGAAAAUUUUAGAGUUGUCAAAAUGAUUUUUUUUUUGAUUUUUUAUCGAUUUUUUGGUCCGGCCCGCCCUCGACAUAUUUUUUUGAAAAUUUUUCUAGACGGGCGAAAUUGUUUUAAAAGUCUUUUUUUUUUUGAGUAAAAUACGAGAAUAGAGCUUUUUGAUUGGUGAAAAGUCAUAUUUUUUGACAAAAUUAUCAUUUAUUUUUGAUCUAAAUGAUGAUUUGAUUAAUUUUUCUCCCCAUUUCAGACCGAAUCCCCACGCCUCAGCCCGAUCUCAGCACUCUGGACUCCCAUCGACGAGAUCCAACCCGAAUUUGGCUCAAAUCCCUCAACAAUUUAUUCCGAGACAGCCUCAGAAAGUAGCCGAAUUGGAGUCGGAACCAAAAAGGCAACGUCCAAAGUCGGGUUUCCAAGAGCCACCACCCCCGUAUUCGUCGCAAGAAUUCUUGGAAUCGGACACUUUGGGAAGAAGAAAGGCCCAACCGACGAGCUUGAAUGAGAUUCUGAGGAAGUCCAGUGGAUUGGUGAUGUCACCCGUGAAUUUUCAAAGUGAGUUUUUUUUUGAUUUUAUUUUUUUUUUUUUGGAAAUUUUGGGGAUUUUUGGAGUUUUUUUAAGGAUUUUUUGUUUUUUUUCGACAUAAAAAUGCAUUUUUCCGCUCAGAGUUGGGGAAAAAUGGCUGAAAAAAGUGUCGUUUUAUGACGGUCUCUCCUCAUUUCCCAUAGUCUCUCUUUAGGAUAGAUUGUUGAAUAUCUCGGCUCUGUCUGCAAAAUAUUGACCAAAAUUUUUGGUGGUUGAAAUAUGGUCUGUGCUGAUUUAUUUUUCGAAAUUUGAUAGAAAUCGGACAUUUUUUUUAACUUUUUUGAUUUAUUUUUUUAUUGAUACCUGUCUAGUAUAAUAUCGAAAAUUUUUAUGCUUUUUUUUCAUUUUCAGCCCAACCAAAACCCCCACCACAGCCCCAAGCCCGCCCUCCCACCAUGGGCUACAUUAAUAUGGGAUUCCCGGCGACCGGAGAGCGCCCACAAACCAAGCCGCCACUACCUCCGCCAUCAAUUCAGCUGCGACAAAGAACACAAUCUGGCGGUCAAACCCCCACGGGCAGCCAACGCCCAGCCCAACGACCCAAGUCAGUAAUGCGGAUGGAUCAAGGAGUCAUGAGAAUGGAGACUUCCAUGUGA